Molecule: messenger RNA, 1143 nt
Organism: Candidula unifasciata
Lineage: Eukaryota; Metazoa; Mollusca; Gastropoda; Stylommatophora; Geomitridae
Source: the annotation of a GenBank genome assembly
AUGAAGUUCAGAACUUGUCUAGCUGUUCUGAUCGUUAACUUCGCAGUCGUGGUCUAUCUAUAUCGAUUAUGGCCCUUCCAGAAUCUAACGGAGGAUGUUUACCAGAAGCUAGCCUUCUCCGCACUGUUGGUAGUGGCCAUCCUGCUAUUGUGGUCAACGCUACCCCGGCCCAGGGUCGAUCCAAGAGGGAAAGCUGUUUUUAUUACAGGUUGUGACAGCGGUUUUGGCAGAGAAUUGGCGGAACGGCUGGAUCACAUGGGAUAUCACGUGUUUGCCGGCUGCUUGGCUCCAGACCGCGAGGGAGCGCGAGAUUUGAAGAAGUCUACCUCAGAUCGGCUGAAGAUUGUACCCAUUGACGUCACAGAUGACUUCCAGGUAUCCCAGGCUGUCAGAUACGUCAAGAACAACCUUGGAGAUAACCAGCUGUGGGCAGUUGUCAACAACGCAGGAGUUGCUGUAUUCUGUGAGAUCGAGUGGUGCUCGGUACAGGAGUUCCAAAAAAUUAUGGACGUCAACGUUUUUGGGAUUGUCAGAGUCACCAAAGCCUUCCUGCCCUUACUGCGUCAGUCGGAGGGCAGAGUCAUCAAUGUCGCUAGCUUAGCUGGUCGCUUUACUCUGCCAGCGUUCGCCGCCUACUCCAUGUCAAAGAAAGCAUGCAUCGCCUUCUCCGACGCGUUGAGACAAGAGAUGAACAAGUUUAACAUCUCUGUGGUGACUAUCGAGCCAGGCCUUUACAAAACUCCGAUCACCCAUGAGGGUUAUCUGAUAGACCACAAUAAGAAAUCCUGGAGCGAAACUCCAACGGAAGUGCGGGCAGAUUACGGUGAAGAAUACUUUGAUGUCUUCCUGCAGCAGGUGUCUCUUAGUCUCAAACAAGCUCGACCCAAUGUGCAAGAGGUUGUUGACAACAUGGUGGAGGCGGUCUGCGCCCAGAGACCCAUAUAUCGCUAUGUACCUUACUGGAGGUUUCAACUGAGGGCUUUCAUCAUCGGCUCACUGCCCACCUUUCUGUCGGACAAACUUUUCGCAGCAAGGUUCAAAAUGACAGAGCCCGUGUCGAGAAAGAACAGAAGUCCAAAGACUCCACCCAGCCCUCUGUCAAACUGGAUUAGACUGCAUAGAUCUUGGUCCAAACAGAGUUAA